AUGGCAACAGGAAAUCAAUCAAAUCUAUGUUCAAUCUGCAAUAAACCUUCAGCUAAAUAUCUUUGCAUUGGAUGUAAAAAAUGUUUUUGUGCAAAGGAUUUCAAUGAACAUGAACAACAACUGUCGAUAAAAUUCGACAAUGAAGUCGUCCGAUCACACAAUGAACUUCUUGAUCAAAUACGAAAAUUAGAAAGAUCAAAUUCUUUAUCAUUAGAUCUUUUUGAACAAAUUGAACAAUGGAAGAAUACGACAAUCAACAAGGUAGAAAAAGCAGCAGAAAAAGCUCAACAUGAACUUACCGAAUUAAUCGAUAAACAAAGAAUAGCAAUAAUAAAACAAUUUGAAUCAAUUACAAGAGAAAUUCGUUAUCGUCGAGAAGAAGAAAAUUUUGUGGACAAUGAUAUCGAUGAACUUAAACAAAAACUUGAACAAUUUACUCAAAAAGAUACUACUAAAACUAUUAUUGUAACUAAUAAUCAAAUUGAUUGA
Molecule: messenger RNA, 489 nt
Organism: Rotaria sordida
Lineage: Eukaryota; Metazoa; Rotifera; Eurotatoria; Philodinida; Philodinidae
Source: the annotation of a GenBank genome assembly